GGCUGUUGUCACAUGGUUUGUGUUUGCUGCCCAGUAGAGAGAAGGUUGAAAUAAUUUAGUCAGAGGGAAAUUUAACAGUUUUUAUGAAGUCCUUAAAAAACGUUUUAAAGAAGCACUAAACUUAAGGGGACCAAACUACAUCUGCACCUGCCGAAAAAUAUGGAAAUUCCUGCCAUCAACCUCAAGGCCAUAGUACUAGUGCACUGGAUUCUGACCAUCUGGGGCUGCAUGGCCUGGUUGCCCCCUUCAUAUGCCUGGGGGAACUUCAGUGUUCUGGCUGUGGGCGUGUGGGCCAUCGCUCAGAGGGACUCCAUCGAUGCUGUACUUAUGUUUCUGAUUGGGAUUGCAGUGACGAUACUGACAGAUAUCAUCCAUUUUGGGAUCUUCUAUCCGCUGGCUGAGGCUAUAGCUGAAAGGAACAGGGACACAUUCCGCUUUAGUGCAGGCAUGGCUAUCCUAAACCUUCUACUCAAACCUGUCUCCUGCUUCUUCAUCUACCAAAUGUACAAAGAGCGUGGAGGAGAUUACAACGUCAACUUUGCAGGCUUCCCCAGUGUAACACGAAAUAGAGAUGCGUACCAGUCCAUUGACCAGCAAGACCAGUCGACCAGCUCAGCCAACCCCUUCAACCAGGCUGAAGCCACCAAGCCAGGAGCCGCACGCUCCUACUGAGAGGCAGCAUAACUUGCUAUAUUCACUUGGAAAUCAAACAUCACAUCACAUUUGUGAUGUUUGUUUUUUUCAUUACUGGCAAGCCCAUUGCCAGUAAUGCCCUGAUCUAAACACACUGUCAUGUUAAAACAAGAUGAUGGAAAUACUGUACGCUUGAUGCUCAAAGCAAUGUCACAUGGAAGAGAGAGAACUAGAAAUACCAGCCAAACAGUUAAGUAUGAGCUGUGGUGAAGUAUUUUUGGCUGUAUGAUAUGCUAACACUAAUGAUAAAGUAGACAAUACAAUUGCACAAAAAAAUACAGCCCAGUUUACCUCAUCACAUAUCAUCUACCUUGUCCUGAAUACCCUGUCCAAAAUGCUACCGUAUAUUUCUUAUUUUUCAAGAUGCUUGAUGGAAAAAGCAUUACUGUCAUGUGGUAAUCCUCCAGUGAUGAUGUGAGAGUAUUUUUGUCAGUGCUCUGGUUUUGUGUUAUUUUUAUAAGCCAUGUGUUCAUCUAUCCAGAAGCUAUUCUCAGUAACUCAGUCUUUUUUGGCUAAAGAAGAUUGUGUGGAAAUAGCCAGGAUACUGGUUGUACAGUGUGCACUGUCCAUGCUUCCAUUUGACUUUGUUUUGCCACACUUACAUUUGUUGUUCCCUGUUUUAUUUUUCACUUCUCUUGGAGGUGGCAUAGCAUUACAGUUUUCAGGACGGACUUGUAUCACUUUUUUUGUGAAACUGAAUAUAACCCUCUAAAGAUAGUUCCUCUUUAAUGUUGAGUAGUGUAUUGAUAAGGUCAGCAUUUUGAGAACAUGCAAGUCAUUUGGUUUGCAAUGUGGUGUGACGUCAUUUCAAUGCGGGAAUUAUUAUUUUUUUAAAUCAGACUUAGUAUCUGUCAGUAGAAACCAUAGAUAACUCUCCCUGCCUUAAAUAUCUUCUGGGUGAAAGAAUGUUUAACACAAACUCUUUCGGUAGUUUGUGUUACUCCACUGAUCCUGCAAUGCCCCCAAAGCUCUGCAUGACAAUAGUCAGAUCAUCCAAAAACACAUCAUGUUAAUCUAUCUGUAUUUCUCUUCACUUAAAGUUCUCAAUCUUUAAGUGAAGAGUGACAUGCGUACUUUUUGACUGCCUACUGACAUGCAUACUUUUUUGGGGAUAAAGUUUUCAUUGGACCAAUGAACAAAAUACAAACAAAAUGUGCAGUAGGUCUUAUAUUUAAAAUCUAGAGAGUAGCAAAUACAUGUUACAGCCCUGUAGUGACUGGCAUACCGUUCUCUGUGUUUGACUGGGCAUUUUCUUUGUUAAUUGUGAGCUCAUUUGUGUUGAAUCAUUUCAACUCAUUUUCAAUCAUUUUCUAUGUGCCUGAUCUAUUUUGUAACAUUUCAGUUUUUGAGUUGUUGGAGGUGUCGAGGGUUGAUUAAUUGAAAUCAAGUACGGCCCUUUUAAACCAAAUUCAACACUCUUAGCACUUGCAACCAAUGCUUCUUGCACAAAUGUUUUACCCUUUUCACACGUUUUUGAAACCACUAGACAAUUAAACCGUUUUCUGGUUUAAACAAAAGAUGUUUGACUUUUUGUUAGACUUUGCCAGAACAGCACAAAACACUGUUUCUAUAAGGUGCCCAGCACAACACAGAUAUUAUUGAAAAACACUUUGAAUACAAUUGAAAAUUUAUAGUGUGAAAUAUAUGAUGUACAAAGUCAUUUUUAUCCCAAAAGCAUAACUUGCCAUCUUUCUUGUGCAUCUUUAUCUUUAUUGUUCGUCAUCUGAACCAUUAAUGGAGGCGUGGAUGAUACAAUUUGUUAUAGAUGCUGAAGUGUACAUGCACCCAGGAUGGUGACCCAAUUUAAAUACUAUGGUUCAUCACUUCCCUAAACUUUUUGACUUCUCCGAUAGAUUUGUAUUAUAAGAUAAUUCAGUCUUUCUUGUAGACUACAGUACAGUAUACAGAAGUCGGCCUUUCAGACUUGCCAGAAUCAAAUUCCGCUCAAUAACCAACCUGGAUGGUCUUCCAACAAUUCAAUGAAGGGGGAUGAUAUACGACCAUGGGGAGGCAUUGGAGGUCCAGAGCAGUAGGACGCUCAUUUAUAACUCUACUGUCACACCAUUUUUUAACGUGUGCACCCUUGAGUCCUCUGUUGCGGAGACCCUGUUCUGUCAGGCCAGCUGACCCCAAUAUUUUUCUAAGGCAGCAGGCCUGAACAGACCCACAUGCUGUGUAAAUGUAAAUAUUGUAACAUCCACCGUCUGCUUUAUAUACAUUCAUCUAUCUGUCAGUGUUAUGGUGUCCCUGCGUAGAAGUCCUUCCUCCAUUUAUCCACAAUCCUGAUAGGGAUAACUUCCAGGUGAAGCUGUGAUGUUCUUAUAUCUCAUGCUAGCAUAUAAAAUUAUGGAAAAAAUAUAGGAACAGAAGCAGACGAGAACAUGGUAAAUUAUAAAGCGUAGUGUACUAGACAGAUGUACAGUUACGUUGUUAUUGAGCAGAAAUGUCUUAUGUGUAAUAUCUGUUAAAUCUAUCUGAAUCUGGUAAGAGAAGGAAAUAAUGAGGAUUGACGGUAUAGCCACGGGAAGUAGGAGGUCUGGUGGUGCAUUGCCUCAGUACCCUCUGACGAGUUCCCAAAUUGCACAUUUACCGUUUGACUGCUACAUUAUGCACGCGCUCUGUUUUUCUGUCCGUUGGUGUGACGCACGUCAAACUGCCUGGUUGGCACGUGAUCAGGGAGUAAACACCGGAAUAGAGAAGACAGCAGUUACCUGCUGAUUUCCUGGUGGGGGAACACCCUGGGGCAUGCUGCUGAUGCUAAUGUGCUACUAGAGAGGACAGAAGGGAAUACAUUUCCUGAAAGAUGGAAGGGAUGCCACUGCUUGCCUUGCCUGACAUAGGCUUGACUUCUUAUGUAAUUUAACUAAACCAAUUUUACCAUGAAUAAUGUUUAACUUGAUGUGCAUCCUUACACUUUUACAGUUCUACCCUGUGCAUUCCACUUACAGCAGUACUACGGAGAUACUAUGGACCAAUGCGCUAAACAUUACCACAUACAUUCCCCUACACACUGUCUAUAUAAGACAACUAAUGA
This is a messenger RNA of Esox lucius (northern pike), 3727 nucleotides long. It is a transcript of the gene agtrap, whose product is annotated as angiotensin II receptor-associated protein. Bases 160 to 672 code for a protein of 170 amino acids. The record is from RefSeq and is a predicted model, not a curated record. Gene Ontology annotation, cellular component: plasma membrane. Gene Ontology annotation, biological process: regulation of blood pressure; angiotensin-activated signaling pathway. NCBI's taxonomy places the organism in Eukaryota, Metazoa, Chordata, Actinopteri, Esociformes, Esocidae. The transcript is spliced from 5 exons.